AUGGUGAACCGACGUAGUGAACUAGGAUAUGAGAACGGUGAAUCCUCUAACACCAACCCCGACCUGGCUCAAAUCAUGCAAGCGCUCGUAACAGCCUUGAACGCCAACCGACGAAACCAAAACCGUGAUGAUGAACCUAUGACCCGAACCCGAGCGAUGAACGAAUUUUGCAAACGCCGACCUUCGACCUUCAAUGGAGAUACCAACCCUACCGUGGCUGAAACAUGGCUGAAGGAAGUCAAGGUGAUCCUGAACACCUUGGAGAUUACCCGAAAUGGAGAUCGUAAAGCCUUAGCCACAUACCAGUUAAAAGGAGAAGCCCGUUAUUGGUGGGAUUUGAUGGAGGCAACCCACGCCAUAGCCACCAUGACCAUUGCCGAGUUCGAGACCCUAUUUCUCGACAAGUACUUCCCCACACCCCUUCGUCUAGCCAAGGAGCAAGAGUUCAUCAACCUGAAGCAAGGAACGAUGACCGUCACUCAAUACGCGGCCAAGUUUGAGGAACUAUCUCGUUACGCCCAAACUGCCAUUGCAACGAAGGACAAGAAGGCGAGAAGGUUUGAGUGGGGGCUGACCACUGCUAAAAGGGCUGUGGUAGCUCAGGCUUUCCCCACCUAUUCCGGUGUGGUGAAUUGUGCUCUUCGACUAGAGAGCGAGGAAAAUGACUUUAAAACCCGAUGGAGGAAGGCGAUAGGCAACACUGGCGGACCUAUCUGA
Rhododendron vialii is the source of this 717-nucleotide messenger RNA. RefSeq lists its product as uncharacterized. NCBI's taxonomy places the organism in Eukaryota, Viridiplantae, Streptophyta, Magnoliopsida, Ericales, Ericaceae. The record is from RefSeq and is a predicted model, not a curated record. The transcript has a single exon. Bases 1 to 717 code for a protein of 238 amino acids.